This is a messenger RNA of Tetrahymena thermophila SB210, 1065 nucleotides long. Its product is annotated as zinc finger protein. The transcript has 4 exons. The record is from RefSeq and is a predicted model, not a curated record. NCBI's taxonomy places the organism in Eukaryota, Ciliophora, Oligohymenophorea, Hymenostomatida, Tetrahymenidae.
UUAUUGUCAAAUAAAUUAAAAAAACUGAUAAACUCAAAAAUGAAUCCAUUAAAAAUAACUUAUAUUUUGAUUCUAGUUAAAUUUUGUAUUUCAUUUUAAUGCAAAUAAAAUCAAAUAUAUUCUAUGGUUACUUAAUCAUGCUUAUAAUGCUCUAAUGAGUGUUAGACCUGCUUUAAUACAGAACCAUCUUCCUGCAUAACCUGUAAGUAGAAUUUAUUUAAAAGCUCUAAUGAUGAUUCAGCUUGCGUUCAAAAAUGCUAAAUCAAUGAGUUUUAAAAUGAAAACAACGAGUGUGUAAAAUGCUAAGUUUUUGGAUGUGUUUAAUGCGAUGAAAAUUAAAAAUGCGUUGAAUGCGAUUAAAAUUUAAAGCUUGAUUAAAUUAAUAAUUAGUGUAUACUAAUGGAUAAUGUUUGCUCAUAUUUGAAUGGCUUUAUUUAGGGAACAUCAAAUCUUGAAAAAUGUUAAAAAGAAUGCUAACCAACAUUUUACUAAAAUAUGGAGGCUUAAACUUGUGAAGAGACCAUAAAUUGCAUAUCAAUUCAAGAAAUAGUGGGAAAUGGUUGUACUUUUGCUUUAGUAGACUAAAAUUGGAACAUAAUAAAUGUGUAAGUCUUGUAAAAUUUAGAAAAUUUCAAUGAUUUAUAUGUUGUAAAUGGAUAAGAAAUUUAGAGAAAAAGUUUUAUAGUUGGAGAUUAAGGGGGAUGUUCUGCAGGGAGCUAGUUAAUUGUUGUUAAUUUUAAAACACAAGAAGUAGUUUUUCAAUUGAAUGAUACAAAUCUCGAUUACUCAGUUUAAUAUAUAGAUUAAAAAAACUAAAUUGUUUUUUUAAGUUUGUACUAAGCUGUAACUAUGUCAGAUGUUACUAAUAGCUAAUAAUAGAUUUAUAUUUUUGAUGGUGAGUAAAGAUUUGUAAAUUAAACUAUUGGAUUUGCUAUGAUUUAAGAAUCAGCUUAAGGAUAUCAAAGAGCCCCUCAAAUUAACACUCAAAUUUUAAAACUUUAGCAAAAUGGAAACACUUCAUAAGGAACUUAUCAAUUUAUUUAUAAUAUACCAUUACGUUAUUGA